AGAAAGAAUCAAAACUUGUGCGGAAAAAAAAGUGAAAAAGCAGAGAUGCCACAGUCCCACAUCAACAGGCUACUCUCUUUGGAGAAGACCAGAGAUUGACCUCCCAUAACCAAAAAAAAGAGAGAAAAAAAAAUCCCAUAUCCCAUACCUUCACGCCACAGUCUAUAAAAACAGGAUCAGAGGACGAAACGUAAACAAAUUAUUUCUCUUUCUCUUUCUCUUCAAAGGGUCUUACAAUUUAGGCUGCAGGAAAAGAAUGGCACAGUACAGUAAUGGUAGUUCAUCUGUUCAUCAAGGAGAAUCAAGCAACCACAGCCAUUUGGUAUCGGGGCCACCCCUCAUCGUCUCCUACAACGAUCGGAUCCGCCCCCUCCUCGAUGCCGUAGACAAGCUCCGUCAUCUCAUGAUCAUGAGAGAAGGCAUCCAACUGCCUACCAUAGUUGUUGUCGGCGAUCAAUCAUCAGGCAAGUCGAGCGUCCUCGAGUCGUUAGCUGGCAUCAGCCUGCCUCGAGGUCAGGGCAUCUGCACCAGGGUGCCUCUGAUAAUGAGGCUCCAGAACCACCCUGAUCCCGAACCCGAGCUUAUUUUGGAGUACAACGAAAAAACGAUCCACACAGACGAAUCGUUCAUCGCAGAAGACAUCGGUACAGCCACAGAGGAGAUUGCUGGCACUGGCAAAGGGAUAUCAAAAACACCUCUGACUUUGGUAGUGAAGAAAAAUGGUGUUCCUGAUCUUACCAUGGUUGAUCUACCUGGAAUUACUAGAGUGCCUGUUCAAGGCCAGCCUGAAGACAUUUAUGACCAAGUAAAAAAUAUAAUCAUGGAGUAUAUUAAGCCAGAAGAGAGCAUCAUCUUGAAUGUCUUGUCUGCAACCGUCGAUUUUCCAACUUGUGAGUCGAUCCGAAUGUCUCAGAGUGUUGACAAGGCUGGGAUGAGGACGUUGGCAGUGGUGACCAAGUCCGAUAAGGCGCCCGAAGGCCUGCACGAGAAGGUCACUGCCGACGAUGUCAAUAUCGGGCUUGGUUAUGUCUGCGUUAGGAAUCGGAUCGGUGAUGAGACGUACGAGGAAGCUCGAGUUGCUGAAGCCAAACUGUUCACAACUCAUCCUCUUCUCUCUCAGAUUGACAAAUCCAUUGCGGGCAUUCCUGUCCUGGCUCAAAAGUUGGUGCAAAUCCAAGCAGGUAGCAUAGCAAGAUGCAUGCCAGAAGUGGUUAAGCAGAUCAAUGAAAAGUUAGCUGCAAACAUCGCUGAGCUUAACAAGAUGCCGAAGAAACUAUCGACAGUCGCUGAGGCGAUGACGACAUUUAUGCAGAUCAUUGGACAAGCUAAAGAGUCCCUUCGAAAGGUCCUCCUCCGAGGAGAAUAUGACGAGUUCCCCGAUGACGAAAAGAUGCAUUCGACAGCCCGGAUGGUCGAGAUGAUCAACCAGUACUCGCUCGAGCUUCACCAAUGUAUCAAAACUGACAACACAGCCAACUUCCUAAUGGAAGAGAUCAAAGUCUUGGAGGAAUCUAGAGGCAUUGGACUCCCAAACUUCCUUCCCCGCGCCGCCUUCCUCUCGAUCUUGCAGAGGAAAGUGAAUACAAUAUCUAAUUUACCUGUCGAGUUUUCCAUGAAAGUUUGGGACUACAUUCAGGCCAUCGUCCUCGCCGUGCUGAUGCACCAUUCGGAACACUAUCCACAGCUCCAGAAGCCCAUAAGACGAGCUGGGAAGAACGUUGUGGAAGCGAUGAAAGACAGAUCGGUGAGCUGGAUAACAGAGGUUGUAGAAAUGGAGAAGCUCACAGACUACACCUGUGAUGCUGCAUACACAACAGAAUGGAGCAAGCUCAUGGCUCAUCAGGAGGCAUUCUUAAAUCAAGUCUUGAGAAGCGAUUACCACCCGGCUUCUGUGUUCAUCGAGGAUUUCGGACAGGUGGAAGUUGGGAAUCUGUGGCAGCAUCCGGAUGUUCUUCAGCAGGCUUUUGACUUGAAGAUGAGGAUGACGGCAUAUUGGAAGAUUGUGUUGAGGAGAAUGGUGGACAGCACGGCGCUGUACUUGCAGUACAGCGUGCAGAAUCUGGUGAACAAGGAGAUCGAGAGGGAGACGAUUGGCGAGCUGAUGAACCCGACGGGGGGUGGGAUCGAGAGGAUGUUGGAGGAGUCACCAUCACUGUCUGUGAAAAGGGAGAAGCUGAAGAACAGUAUCAAGUUGCUCAAGGAGUCAAAGGAGAUUGUUGGGAGUAUUGUGGAUUCUGUCUCAACCACUGGAGAUCAGUGAAAGUGAAUUCAUGGUAGUUUCCUUUCUAAUGCUUUGGAUUUGUGUGUUCUAUAACGAAGUUUUUAGUUGUGCUUUUUCUUUAACGUAGUUGCCCUGCCGUCCCCUCAUUUGUCUUUCUGCACCAUUCUGGAUCAUUUGUGGCUUUUUUUAGUACUUCAUAUGUUUUAUUUAGACGUAAUAGAAAUAGGAGGAGCGGACAUCUGAAGAAAAUACGUCACGUUA
Momordica charantia (bitter melon) is the source of this 2482-nucleotide messenger RNA. RefSeq names its product dynamin-related protein 4C. Gene Ontology annotation, molecular function: microtubule binding; GTPase activity; GTP binding. NCBI's taxonomy places the organism in Eukaryota, Viridiplantae, Streptophyta, Magnoliopsida, Cucurbitales, Cucurbitaceae. The record is from RefSeq and is a predicted model, not a curated record. Gene Ontology annotation, cellular component: microtubule; membrane; cytoplasm.